AGGUUUCCCAUGUAUUUGGGGAUAUUUAGGGAUGAACCUGGGAUGAACAUCCAGCUAUGCCAUCAUGGGCCGCUGGGCUAUGAUGCUCACCAUUUUUGAGAUCACCAGAUAUCCACAGCCUCAAGUCAUUUGUAGCUGUGGGUCACUUUACCACCUGCACCUUACUAAUCGAACCGUGGCAAGGACGCACGGCCAUUCACAUGGCUCGAAUACAUAUGAUCAUAGCAACGCUGUUAGCCAGAUCAAUUACUUCUCUUGCGGCAGAAUUGGAUGUUGCGAGAAGUAUGGCAUCGCCAAGGACCUGUGGAGCCAGCGCACAGGGCAGGAGUUUGCUGCAACAGAAUGCCUCAACGCUAACAGAAAAUCGAGGUGAGAAGGCAGACGAGAGAUAUGCGUUGUCAUUGCUAGUCGUCAGAGAGCUUCGGGCAGAGGAUUGGACAACCGUUGUGCUUCCACUCAUUGCAGUUGUAGUUCUGGUGGUAUCGUUUUACAUUUUCCUGACUCCCCCCAAGGUGCCCAUCGCCCCUCGGCCUUCAGAGAGGCCCCGAGAUUCGCGUGCGUCUGAGGGGAGGCCUAGUGCCGUUCCGGGCGGCGCCCCGCGACCUUUGAGCAUGGUACUCUGCUCAGAUCUCCUGGUCCAAGACGGCCUGGAGUGCACCCUUGUCCUCCCACGCUUGGCGGCGCUGAGCACGAAUGCUCAAGUGAAUGUCUCCGACACGAAAGGUGGAGCAGUUUUUCGUAUCAAGUUCUCUUUGAUUCCUGACCGUGAUGGUACCAGGCUGGUCAUGUCCAACCAGAGCGGAGAUAUGACCUUCGCAACAGCUUCGGAUAGCCGGACGGUCAAGGCUGGUGCUGCGCAGCAGCGAUCGCUGUCCAUAAUGAACCCCAAGGACCCUUCCAGACAGUACUUGCUCGAAGACAAGUCUGGUGGAGACUUUCAGGUGUCCAACACAUCGGGCCAAUUUAUCCGAUUCAUCUCCAUCCCUGGCGGCUUCAACGCCAUUGAUGACCAGGACCAGUUGCUAGCCUUCCUAGACCCACCAGUGCGAAAUAAUCCAGGACAAGUGGCCCGAAUUGGGCCUUUGGUGGAUGUUGGCCUCAUAGUGAUGUGUUUCUUGGGAAUCGGUGUCCUAACAAAUGACAAGGAAAAGCAGCUGGGAAAGAAGUAGGCCAAACGGCGACGCAGCUUUCCCCAGCUUUCCAAGAGGAGCCACGAGCAACUCCUGCGUGUCACUUGUGAAAA
This is a messenger RNA of Cladocopium goreaui, 1243 nucleotides long. Lineage: Eukaryota; Dinophyceae; Suessiales; Symbiodiniaceae. The record is from the annotation of a GenBank genome assembly.